Messenger RNA from Porites evermanni, 8984 nucleotides. NCBI's taxonomy places the organism in Eukaryota, Metazoa, Cnidaria, Anthozoa, Scleractinia, Poritidae. The record is from the annotation of a GenBank genome assembly.
CGUGACGAGGGACACAAUCACUUGAGAGUCACGAGCUUGUGAAGUGUUUUUGGUUCGCCUGAAUUUGCAGUAGUUUCUUCAUCUUCUGCUUCUCAUUAUGUUUUUAACAAAAUUGUGUUUGCUUGUUUUCGCAGUCGAGACGGCAAAUUAUGUCUCAUUAUUCGUUAACGCCUCGCGUGAAACGGUGAAUUCAGCUACUGGUACGUUUCGCUUCGCCAAUAUUUAUGGCGACCACAUGGUUCUUCAGGCAAAGCCGUUCAGUGCCAUGGUUUGGGGAUUUGGAGAAAUCGGACAGACAGUUGAUGUACGUGUUGGAAACGAAUUUCUUGAAACCAAGGUGAUAGAAGGUCUGUAUGGUCUGUAGGGAAUUUUGAAUUUGUGAUGUUAGUGAUUAUUGGACAUCGAUCCAGGCAAUAUACAGCUGUAUAGGAGCAUAGGAAUUCUUUGCAAAGUAAAAACAAAUAAUAGUUGAACAUAACAUACGAUAACGUUCUGACGCAAAAAGGGUUAAAAAAAAUUGAAACAUUGAAUUUUAAUCUCUUCACAAGCAGUGACGGGAGGGGGGGGGGUGGUUAUGAGAGGGGAGGGGUCGUGGGUAGCAUUCUCUCUCCCCCUCUUGGAAUGCUAAUUAUCAAAAUCAUGAGGGCUCCCUCUUAAAUCUUCUUUAUUUGAAUAGAGCGUUUUCAUGGACAGCAUGUCAUUUUUAAAGGCACUUUGUCCAGAGUGAAAAAAAAAACUCAUUGCAUGUUGGGGGGAGGUGGAGAUGCAAAUUUCCAAAAUCAGGGACUCCCUCUCAAAACAAUCUCUUUCCCAAGUAAAAUGCCCUGUUAAACAGCCAUAUUUGAACUUUGUCUGACAUUUAAAAAUGUUGGAUCUUAGGUGCCAAUGGUUCUGGUGUGUGGAAAGUUACACUCGACGCUCAAGAUGCUGGAGGCCCAUACACCAUCAAUGCCUCCUCAAAAGUGGGUAACACCACCGCAUCCAUAAGCCUGGCUGAUGUGCUGUUCGGUGAUGUUUGGUUAUGUAGUGGGCAGAGCAACAUGGCCUUCACAGUUACUCAGGUACAGAUGUGUACAUGUAAGCUCUUGUCUAUGUAUGGAAGACACAGCACAGUUUGCAACUAAUUAUUCAUGAUCAAGUUGGCAUAACCAGGCCCCAGUUGUUCAAAAGGGGGAUAGUGCUAUCCACUGGAUAAAUCUUUAUCCACUGGAUAGUGCAAUUUAUUGGUUUCCCUAAUAUUUAUCCACUAGAUAGUGAUUUAUCCAGACAGUGGAUAGCACUAUCCAGCUUUUGAACAACUGGGGCCAGGUGGUUGAUACUGUCCUCUAGAUAAAUCUUUUCCAGGUAUAACGCAAUAUCAGUUUCCCUACCACUUAUAUCCAUGGGAUAGUGUUAACGUAGGCUAUCUAAUGGUCUGAGUUCUAUUGGUGGCUGAAACAUUGUUGCGGUCCAAAGUCGAAAACUCAAACUCCGCGUAUGUUAAACUAUGUCUUUAUUCCAUAAACAUUCCAGGUUUCCAAAGACAAAUUAAGAUCUGAUCCGAGUCAACUUCAAACAAAUUCAUGAUUAAGUGGGUCCAAAUAAGGUCAAGUAUCCUAUGCACGACGAGUUAGGUUUUCUAGAAUCAAAAUACAAGCUUAUGAUGAGUUCAGUGUUCAAAGUUCUUUAGGAAAUGGCUGAAAUACAAGUCAGAAAACCUACCGACUGUUUUGAGUUGCACGAGUACACUUCCAAAAUGGCAAACUUACAAAGAGUCAGGUUUCAAAAAACAUUUUUGUACAUUGCAGGCACGAAAUACGUGCGCAGCAGUAUUAACAAACAUACACUACCACACCCCUUAACCAUUUAAUUUUUGACUGCUUUGAAGGUCUUUUAAUGAGACAGAACGUUUGUGGUGAAAAUUACAUUUAUCUGAUUGGCCUCUUUUACUUGAAUUGUUUGUUUUCCCAUUGCAGAGCAUUGACAAUUUCACUGAAUGUUCUUUAAGAAAUUGUGCCUCCCCUCUAGGUUUUGGGUGCAAUUUUGAUUGACAAUUGAAAGAACACGUGACAGUGAGAAAUAAAGAUGUUUUCAAGUUUUUUCACGUUGAGAACAGUUGAGUUAAUGUUUCUGUGUUUUAUUGGUGUUGAAAAAGUGUUCGCGUUUAGCGAAGAAAAAUUUAAGAAACAGAAAUUUCUCUUUAAAUUAUGAAUACAUACAUAAUACCGGUACAUGUACAUGUGAGAAAGACAAAAAUGGAAAGAAACAGCACUCUUAAAGUAGCAUCACAAAAUUGGCCUGUGCUCACCAUGGUAAAUUAAAAAAGUGAAUUAACAAACCUAAAAGCUUAAAAGAGCUCUGUUGUCUUAUAAAACUCACAUUAGGUUGUAAAUGCUUCAGAGGCUAUUGAAGAAGCUGACCAUUAUCCUGACAUCAGACUGUUUACAGCAAGCCUCAUAGCAUCCGAGACUCCUCUUUAUGAACUUCAAGAAGUUAUGCAACCAUGGAGUGUAGCCUCUUCUAGUAAGGAACUGAAUUUUUUUUGCCUAUUAAUGAAAAUUUGAUGGUUAACCCCAUCUCAAAUAUUUGAGAUAUGAUAGACCUCUUUAGCUUGUAUGUAUUGUUUUCCCGAUGAAGGUCGCAGGGGAAUUUGCCCCUUUUUCUUUUCAUAAAUUAUGCGUACAUACACUGUAUGAGUGAAGACAAAAUUUGAAAGAAACAGUUCUGUGGAGUACUAUCACAUGUGGAAAAAUAGAAGACAGAAGUUCAAGGGGACUAAUAAGAAGCCACAUUUUGAAGUUUUAGUUUCUACUUUUAUGUUUUAAAAAGUCACAGGUGCUCAGAAUAGUUACUUGCCUGUGUAACAAGGCUGUGCUCUAGUAGUAGAGCCCCAUCACAGGAAAAAAUAACGGGGUCCCAUUUUUGGGUAUUUAAAGAAUACCUACAAAAAUCCCAAAUUUGGAAGAGUGAGACAAGUCCCAAUCUGGGAACUUGGUUGGGAAUUCCCUGGUUGGGACUUGUCUCACUUUUCCAAAUUUGGGAUUUUUAUGGGUAUUCUUUAAAUACCCAAAAAUAUCCAAAAAUGGGAAUCCGUUAUUUUUUCCUGUGCAUGGCCUUGGCGCCCGACUUUUGCUCUCGGGUGCAACUAGAAAUUCUUAGCUUUUCCAUACAAAUCAUAUGCUGGGCACCCUAGAUUUUGCAGGCUCAGAGCAUUGGGCUUCCUUUCAAUUUAAUUUCCAUAGAGCACAUAAUUACGCAGCCUUGUGAAAACUUGUUUUUUAUAACAUCUUUGUAUGGAAAAGAACAAGAAACGUAUAAAGUGUGUGGGGAUAACAUCUGUUACAGUAUUACUGCAAAAGUAUAAUAGUUACCAUUACUAUUGCAUGCAUUAAUCAGCAAAGCUACACAAUAAGGUGGCCAGAGCUUGCAACCCACAAUAUUUUGACUAGCUCAUCAGUCAGCUUGGGCAGUUCAAUAAUAUUGGGUAGAGUGUUACAUCUGGUCAUUUUUUAAGGUCAGGGCUCAUGUCAUUUGACCCUUCAAGCAUGUAUUUUUUUUCCAAGCUCUUUUCAAAAGGCAUCAACAUUUUAUAGUGCCACCAUUUGUUUCCACUUGAAAUGUUGCCUGAGGAAAAACUGCUGAAAUUCCAUACUCAGAUGGUGUGUCACUGCACCCAGGUCUGGGUAGUGCUUUUGGUUGGUUGAAGAAAAUUUUCAACCAAUCCGAAGCACUAUGCAGAUCUAGCUAGUGACACUUCAUCAAUGUGGAAUUUAUAUCUGUAGUCAUUCCUCAGAUGUCAUUUUGCGGGUAUUAAAACCAGUGGUGGUUUCACAACAUGUUGAUUGUUCUCUCAGGAUAGCAUAUCAUUGUCCAGUGCAAUUUGUUUUUGGAGAAUGUAAAGAAUUGCAUAACCCAUUUUCUUUAUAAAGUUUUUACUGUUUACAAAUUUGUCUCAUUUUUCAAAGAAUCAGUGAAUGGUGGUGCUUGGAAAUACUUCUCAGCGGUGUGCUGGUUUUAUGGUAAGAAUCUUUAUGACCAGUACAAGAAACCAAUUGGAUUGAUUGCUACAGACUGGGGUGGUACCCCAGUUGAAUCAUGGUCAUCGCCAGACGCCCUGCAUCAGUGUAACAUAACUGGAGACAAAGUAGUGGAUGUGUAAGUUAACAAAAAACUUUUUCACACUGCUGAAGGAAUUUAAUAAAGUCAGCUCUUUAUUGAUUAACAGCUCUAUGAGAUGUUCACCUUUCUAAAAUAGACACCUAGAGUUGUUCCGGAUCAUUAUAGGUUUCUGGGAAACUGCCCACGUACCCCUCCCCUAAGCCAACAUUAACACUUACUUUUCAGUUAGGGAAAAAUGUUGGCUUAGGAGAGGGGUAGGUGAGCAGUUUUCUAGAAACGUGUAAUGAUCUGUUGUUCCCUGCUGUUCUUGUGUCAUUGUCCUAGACACUUGAACUCAUAGGCCUGGUGAUCAGGUUCAACAUUUUUCUUUUUGGAGUGGAUUAAAUGUAGACAAUCCACCUGAUUUUUCUUAUUGCUCCACAACUUAAUACCUCUACUGUAAAAUGGAAAUUAUCAACUGGUAAGUUCCAUUUUUGUCUUUUAUGUUGUGAAAUAACAUUAAGCAAAGUACCAAGCUUUUUGAGAAAAAUCCGCAUUUCAGCAUAAAACAACCAAACAUGGCUAUUUAAUGUAAAAUCAGGUGAAAAAUCUGCAAAAGGCAAUUUUUAGGUUUUUUUAUUUAAUUUGCAAAGAUUUCACUCAUGAAGAAGAGAAUCUUGCAAGAGUCUUGAAAAUUUCAGACUUUUUGAAAAAUAAAAUGAAUUUGAGAGCCCUUGAAUCGCAAAAUUUAAUGCCCUUUUUGAUAUUUGCCUAUUGAAAUCACAAACAUCAAACCUCUCAAAAUACCGUCUUGCCAAAAUUGUGAAAAUUUAGCGCCAAUCGGGAACAUGAGAACAAACUAUACAAUGCAGGUGAAAGAAGAAAGAACAGGUUUUUUAUAUGCAUUUAUCUUCUUUUCCUAUUUCUUUACAGAUUCGUUUCACCUGAAGAAGAGAUAUUUAAGGGCCCCAACACACACUCAGCAUUGUAUAAUGCAAUGAUUCAUCCUUUUUUGAACAUGACCAUAUAUGGGGCUAUUUGGUAUCAAGGGGAGGCUAAUGCAGCUGCACCAUUUACGUACAACUGUACAUUUCCGGCUAUGAUUGAUGACUGGCGUUCCAAAUGGUUCUAUGGUACCGACAAGCUCACUGAUCCUGAAUUUCCUUUUGGAUUUGUUCAGGUAGGUCAUUGGGGGUUAGUAGGCUGUUGUAGGCGUUCAGAAUGGGGACGGUGCAAAAAGAUCUGAGCAGGGAAAACAGCGAGGGGUGGGGUAGCGGACUUCGGGCCAAACUCCACUAUCUGAACACCUGGAACAGCUAUGAGGGUAGUAGACUCAUUAUUAUCAUUAUCAUCAUCUACUUCAUCAUCAUCAUCAGGUUCGCUCUUAUCAUCAAGUUAAUUAUUCUCAAUUGACCUUCCAUGAACAGCCUUCGCGUUUUCUUGCUUUUCAGCGUUAUUUCGGUGGAAAUUCCACAUUCAGUCACUUUCUCGCUGGUCUGCCGCGAUAUCUUUUAGGUGAUGACUUUCAAAAUAGAACUUGACUAUAGAGGAUAAGAGAUUACAAAAGGGUUGGCUAACCACAUUGAGCUACAGGCUGGAUGGUCUCCCUCGCAACCUUUUUAAGUGUCAUCACGCAACGCUUGUGCGGAGGAGUGUUGCGUGACAACACUAAAAACGGCAGCGAGGGAGACUACAGACAGGAGGGAGUUAAAAGAUAAAUGUUGCGAGGCUGUGUCAGUCGGGGGAGGUGGCGAGGGGAUGGGUGUUGAGGCCUGAUUGAAAGGCAGAGAAUGUCAAAGGCGGCUGUCUUUUUGUUUUUUUUGGUAUUAGCUAUCAUCGUUUUACCAAAAAUCAAAGCUUGCAGAUGGCUUUCCUGUUAUCCGCUGGGCUCAGACUGCCAACUACGGCUAUGCUCCUAACCUCAGAGAACGGAAUGUAUUUAUGGCAGUUGCGAUGGACUUGGGAAAUAAAUCAGCUAUUUAUGGCAGUGUUCACCCCCCUGACAAACAAGAUGUUGGGUUUCGUUUAGCCCUUGCUGGACGAGCAGUUGCGUAUGACGAUUUGGAUGUAUAUUUCUCCGGUCCCAUUGUUUCUGAUGUGACAUUCAGUUGGCAGAUUAACACCACAUUUUGGAAAGCAAAUGUUAAAUACCACCACGAAAGUGUAGGAAAAGGAGGUAUCGAAGUGCGUGCCUUGCGCGGCUUUCAGGUUUGAGCAUUUUUUUAACUAUUAAAUUAAAAUAGUUAAAUCUUCAUUGUUACAAGGGGCAAUCCUCUGAGAGACUGGAAUUUAGACUACGGCUAAUGGUAGAUGAGAUGUCACAAAUACCAACAAAUUGGGGGAAACCAAACUCGUUGCGAAGAUGAGUAGUCUGAAAGAUCACCCUUCAGUUGUGAUUCUGAAAAAAUAUAAAUCCAUCGACUUAACAGGAGCACCCAACGACGAUUUGUUCGUAAAUGCAUUGAAAACACUUUUUAGGCUAUCCAGAGUACUCUUACGUCUCUAGAAAUGCAUUCUAAGAGGCGCUGUAAAAUUGGUAUCUGUUCGGCUGAGUCUUUUCGAAAUUAAAAGGGCUUCAAUAUUAUCUUCCCGAACUUUUAGAUGCAAUUUGACGUAUCACGAAAGUGAGACAUUUUAUGAUUUCUCUCUCCAUCGCAUUUUUGAGUCCGAAAAGUUUAGGUUUCCUUUUUUUCUACGAAAAAAUAGGCUAACUUGGGAAGUGAAAUGUGAAAAUUAAAGAUCAGAAAAUCGUAGGGAAUUUAUUAGAAAAGCUUCGAAAAAUGAACAUGAAUGGAACGGUCAUCUAGAAAUUUUUAGCCGCCCUGAGGUAAUAGAAAGUUCUAGGCAAUACUUGCUUCUCCGAACAGAUAUUUUAUCGAAAACAGUCGUUUGGUGCCCCUGACUUAACUUCUCAGGUAUGACCCAGUCUCUGUUAGUAUAAAAGAUAUGGCAAAACGAAUACCUCACGUCAACCGUCAGUUUUCGAAUUUCGAUUGAGUGGAUUUAAAUCUAGCCUGUGUACAGCCGCCCCUCCGUGGUCGUUAACCUACUCCCUCAAAACCACACUUGCGGUUUAUUUAAGAUGCUUGUAUUAUUUGGGACAUCAUCGGCACUCAAUGACUUUUCUGUUUCAUUGCUCUGCUAUAUGCAUAUUGCAAUUGUGUUAGCGAGAAUUUGCAAUUGCAUGCUGUGCUAGUUGAACAUUGCGUUUAUCCCGUGAACAACUGGUUCAAGAUUGUAUGCUGUUCUAGUUUCUCAUUCUCAGCAAGAGCUCAAGAAUGCACUUGGCGCUAGCUGCUUAUUGCACGAGUUCGUGAUUGCGUGCGGUGCCAGUUGAAAAUUGGGCUUGUGACAGCCAGAAUUUUACAGGGCUGCAUGAAGUGCCUAUUGCAAAUUAAUAAUUCAUAAUUCCCUCUAAGUACUCACGCAUCUAAACGAGUCAAACGGACAAAAGUGGCUUAAGAACGUUAAUUAUUCCAGUGGAUGUGUAAAGCAUUUCGUCACCGCUGUUAACCCACCACUAACCGCGCGAAAUCGCCCGUUUGAAAUCACGUUUCUUGCAGCAUGAAAUGUGCAAUAUAUUUGUAAAUAACUCAAUAAGCAGCGAGUAACUACAAUGAAAAUCUUGUCUCUCUACCCACUUGUACCUCUACAAAAAUAAACUUCUCUUUUUCUUUCGCGUUUUCGGGAAAAUUUUUCGCAAAGACAUCAAGGGUUGUAAACACCCAGCUAAACUUAUGGACAGAAAAAAGCGAAAUUUUGAUUUUGACGCAAUUUCUUAGAAAUAUAGCUGUAUUCUCAUCCCAGGAAAGAAAGCUCGAUUGGUUUCCCAUCUGCAAACAAAGAUUGGGAUAGUUUUGCCUUAUUUGUCCUGAUACUGGUAAAAUCCUACGACAGCUGCGAAAAGAAGCUGUGUGCUGAGAACACCAAUUUGGGUGCAACUUAGAGCUUUUGAAAAGCUGGACAUGUUAAUUUAAGACUUUAGAUGAAUAUUUUGUUCACGUACCUGAUGCAAUGGGACCAAGGGUGACGCAUAUGGUCAGGGCACUCGCCCUUCAUCAGCAUGAUGAGAUUUAAAUACCAUAGUUGAUUACUUACGCAGGUUGAGGUUCUGGUUGAUUCUCCCUUUGUUCCAAGGGGGUUUCUUUGUGUUACUUUACCUUAAAAACCAACACCUUCUUAUUUCAUUUCUAUCUGGAACGCACGAAGAAGUCAAGGCGGGUUCUUUGGCGGUAAACAAACAACUUUAAAAUUUACAACUCCAGUUCAUGUAAUGGCCUUGUCUCCUCGUUCUGACGUGUCCGUGGUUAUUCGAUCAAGAUAAUCCACUUAAUAAAAAAUCUUUUCUAAAGUAGCCGUCUUCCAACAAAAAUAAGAAAAUUGUUUUUGAGUUUUCAAAUCAGUUGAAAGGAUGGAUUGUACUUGUUUUUCUUGCAGUACUACUGCGUAUCAUCCAGUAACCCAUCAGACUCCAUGUUCACAGAGGCUGAGAUUAGCACAAGUGCAUUUAACAUGCUUGGUUUGUCUGGUGAAUGCCCAUCCGGUUACCAAGCAACAGGGUUAAGGUAUGCUUGGAAUGUGACACCUUGCGAGUUUAAGAACUGUGCUGUUUACAGUAAGGAGAAUGAAUUGCCAAGUCCUCCCUUCGUAUGGAAUGCACCAGAUGUUCAGCCAACCAAGUGAUUGUCAGUCGUAACCGCUAUUCACCCCCUUCCCCGAAAUAGUCAGUAUCAAAGAAAUCCUCAAUUUCAUAUCAAGUAGAAGUACCGCUAAAAAGGUUUAAUUUGCAUAGUUACACCGCAGGAACUCGUCACCAGAUUCCACAGUUAGCACCAAAUUACGUGCCUCCAUGACAGACUCCUAGUGACACCCCUAGGAUUGAAAGGGGUGACCGGAUUGCUCUCACG